This is a messenger RNA of Haplochromis burtoni (Burton's mouthbrooder), 1857 nucleotides long. RefSeq names its product acyl-CoA dehydrogenase family, member 8 (gene acad8). NCBI's taxonomy places the organism in Eukaryota, Metazoa, Chordata, Actinopteri, Cichliformes, Cichlidae. Gene Ontology annotation, molecular function: acyl-CoA dehydrogenase activity; flavin adenine dinucleotide binding. The transcript is spliced from 11 exons. The record is from RefSeq and is a predicted model, not a curated record. Gene Ontology annotation, biological process: lipid metabolic process. Bases 8 to 1264 code for a protein of 418 amino acids.
GGUAAACAUGGCUGCUGUAGGAGCUCUGUCGAGAAUAGCCCGGCUGGGCUCCAGAAUAUGUAAAAAUCGUGUAACAUUAAGCGGAAACUCACAGAAAAGAGGAAUAGCCGCAUGCAUCGACCCUUCCCACGGACUCACAGAUGAACAGAAGGAGUUUCAAAAAGUGGCCUUUGACUUUGCAGCCAAUGAAAUGGCCCCACACAUGGCAGAGUGGGACCAAAAGGAAAUCUUUCCAGUGGAGACCAUGCGUAAAGCGGCCCAGCUGGGUUUCGGUGGGAUUUACGUUCAGCCAGAUGUCGGAGGAUCUGGCCUUUCUCGGCUGGACACGUCGAUCAUCUUUGAGGCUUUGUCCACGGGAUGUGUGAGCACCACAGCCUACAUCAGCAUCCACAACAUGUGUGCCUGGAUGAUAGACAGCUAUGGCAAUAAAGAGCAAAGGGAAAAGUUUUGUCCUGAUCUCUGUUCUAUGGAGAAGUUUGCCUCCUAUUGUCUCACUGAACCAGGCAGCGGCAGCGAUGCUGCUUCUCUUCUGACCUCUGCUCAGCGGAAAGGCGACCAUUACGUCUUGAAUGGCUCAAAGGCCUUCAUCAGUGGAGGAGGAGACACAGAUGUCUACGUCGUGAUGUGCAGAACUGGAGGUAAAGGACCUAAAGGUAUCUCAUGUCUGGUGGUGGAGAAGGGAACCCCCGGCCUCAGUUUUGGCAAAAAAGAAAAAAAAGUGGGCUGGAACUCUCAGCCGACCAGGGCCGUGAUAUUUGAGGACUGUGCGGUUCCAGUGGCGAACCGGCUCGGUGAGGAAGGACAGGGCUUCAACUUCGCAAUGAAAGGCCUGAAUGGAGGCAGGAUUAAUAUUGCUUCCUGUUCUCUUGGGGCGGCGCAUGCUUCUGUGCAGCUGGCGAGGGAUCACCUGUUAGUGCGCAAGCAGUUUGGAGAAACACUCUCAAACAACCAGUUUCUUCAGUUCAAACUGGCAGAAAUGGCCACCAAGUUGGUUGCGUCUCGCCUUUUGAUACGUGAAGCAGCGCAGGCGUUGCAGGAGGACCGCCCCGAUGCUGUUGCCAUCUGCUCCAUGGCCAAGCUCUUUGCCACAGACGAGUGCUUUAAUAUCUGCAACCAGGCUCUUCAGAUGCACGGUGGGUACGGUUACCUUAAAGACUACGCAGUGCAGCAGUUUGUCCGGGACAUCAGAGUCCACCAGAUCCUAGAAGGAACCAAUGAAGUGAUGAGGAUGAUCAUUUCCCGAAAUCUGCUGUCGGAGUCGUGAUAAAGCUCGUCCUCUGGAUUUAAACUGACCAUGUUGUUAUGGUCUUCAUAUCUGGUUUGUUACAGUAUGACUGGUGCUGCCCUGCACAUCAUAGUUUCAAUGAAUGUUUCCUCACUUGAGUGUAUGUUCAUCCACCAACCCUCCAUCUAAUAACCCUCGCAAAUCAGCAUCAUUGUCGUAAAUAAACCCUUUAGACUUCAUGUUUGAAUGUGUACGCCACAUCAGAUGUAAUGUAAGUUAGCACAACCAACUUCAGUGUAGUUUUUUCAAUCCUUCUGUCACAAAUCACCCUUGACACUCGUCUCCAACUGCUCCACCCUGCUGGCACUCCGUCUGUUGCUUUGAAGGGUUUACCCCAGGUAAUUAAACUCAUCCACCAGCGACGGAGAGAUGACAGAGGAAAAAGUAAUAAGAAAAAGUAACAGUUCAUAAAAUCCCAGCAUCACUGUGCCUAAAGUGGUCUUUCAAUCCUUAUGUAUAUUCAUGGUUAUUGCAAUUUUACUGUAUUUCAUCCUUUUCUUUGCUUUUUGCAGAAUUACAGAAAUAUGUCACAGGUGCUGUGAAGGUUAUAUAAUAAAAUGUUACACUCCAAA